GCGGACCCUACGUGACACACACCACCAGAAAUGGCUACGAUGACUGCGACAACACCAACAGAGACAGAGGGCCUCCCGCCUAGCCGGUAUCUCUGCCUGACCAUCCUGGGCUAUCGCAAGCCCGGCAUGAGCGAGGAGGCCUACCGGCGACAUAUGAUCCAGGUCUCGGCGCCCUUGACAAAAGACCUCAUGGUCAAAUACGGAGUCAAACGGUGGACGGUGAUCCACAAUCCGACGCAGACGCGCCUCUUGAUGAACCGGAUCUAUGAUCGCCAGAUGGCCAAUAUCGCCGACUAUGAUUGCUUCAGUCAGGUGGUGUUCGAGAGCGUGGACCACUACAAGAAGAUGAAGGAGGAUCCGUACUACAAGGAGCAUCUUUUUGGGGAUCAUGAGCACUUUGCGGAUACGCGGCGCAGCCAAAUGACGAUUGGGUGGAUCGAGGAAUGGAUCAAUGAUGGUACCGUGCGAGAGGGAUUGGAGUUUCCAAGUGAUGCGCAGCGGGGAGCGUCGGGGAUCGUGUCGGCAUCGGGCCUGGCCAUGAUGACUGUGUUUCUGGGCGCGUUUAUCUUUCUUUCGAGAUAGAUUGGAUCUAACUACGCUCUCGAUGAAAGUUUAUGUAUGUGCAGAGACACCGAAUUUGCAGAUUGUGUAGCUGUUAUUAUAAUACUAGUGGAAUACAAAUCGC
Molecule: messenger RNA, 685 nt
Organism: Aspergillus fijiensis CBS 313.89
Lineage: Eukaryota; Fungi; Ascomycota; Eurotiomycetes; Eurotiales; Aspergillaceae
Gene: tpcK
Product: decarboxylase tpcK
Exons: 3
Coding region: 31-582 (183 amino acids)
Molecular function (GO): oxidoreductase activity
Source: RefSeq, a predicted model, not a curated record